CAAAGAUGAAGCUAUUCAACUUGGUGCUGGGCUCACUGUUGGUGCUUUCAGGUGUGGUUCAUGGAUUGGUCAUCAUCGAUAGUAUACUGGCUACAAAAUGUAUCUACUACAUGAAGGAGUUUGACUGGGGGUGUAACUCCACAAAGCAAAACAUGAGAGCUUAUAAGUGUCGUUGUCCCAAUAGAGACUGGAUUGGUUCUGUGACUAGUUGUUUUGAGAGUCAAAGUAAUGAUUCAAGUGUUAUAGAUCAUGCUUAUAAACAUUUAAGAACUCGUUGUCUUCAGAAGAGUAUGAUGGAUUAUCCUGUUGAUGUUUUGAAAGCUAUUCAGAAAAAUGCUUCAAACUAUUUAGAGGAUGCAACUGAUUAUGAUUAUAAACACACUUUACAUCAUCCAAUCAAUGUCAAUGCAUCAUCUUUUGAAUAUUAUCAUAGAUCUUUCAAUCACAUAUAUGCACAAGUCAUAAGGUCUCAAGCCUAUCAAUGGGGGUAUAUCUUUUUUUGGACCUUUGUCUUGAUGAUUGGUACAAUUUUGCAUUUUUCCAAAACCUUCAUCAUCAGUUAUACAAAUCAUAACAAAACAAAAUUCACAAACAAUUUCAUAAAUAAACUAAGAUAUAGAUUAACCAUGCCAAAUCUAUUAUCCAGAUCCAGAUAUGUCUUAUUUAAGAUAUGGCCAGUUCAAAUACCCACAACUUCACAAUCUAUCAUCAUUACAUUCUUCACCAUCUACAUGGUUUUAGCAUCAACAACAGGUUAUACAAUUGAAUUACCAAAUGAGUAUCAAAACUCACAUAUUUAUCAAUUAUUAGACUUGAUAGGUUAUAGAACUGGUCUUUGUUCAUUUGCAUUAAUCCCACCAACUUUCUUCUUUGGUAUAAGAAAUAAUCCAUUCAUUAAGUUAACAGGUUCUUCAUUCUCCACUUUUUUAACUUAUCAUAAAUGGUGUGCUAGAGGUAUGGUUAUUCAAGGGCUUAUCCAUAGCGCAGUUUGGACAAAUUAUGUUAUUAUUGAAGGUGACUAUAACGUUUGGGCUGUUGAUGCUUAUUGGAGAUGGGGGAUCGUUGGUACUGUUGUUUCAUUCUUAACCUUAUUCCAAGCUUCAAAUAUUUUCAGAGAAGUUGCCUAUGAAAUGUUUUUAUUGAUUCAUAAAUUAUUUGGAAUCAUUUUCAUCAUUUCAAUGUGGUAUCAUUGUAAUACUUUAGGAUGGAUGGGCUGGAUCUAUACAUGUAUUGUUAUUUGGGUUUAUGAUAGAAUCGUUAGAUCUUUGUCAAUAUUAUGGACAGGUGGUGUUAAACCUGCUAAAAUUACAAAGUUGAAUGAUGAACUAGUUCGUGUUGUUAUUCCAAAACCUCAUAGAUCAAAUGAUUAUUAUUUCCCUGGUUGUUUCUAUUGUGUUUAUUUUUUGAACUUCAAGCUAAGAUUUUGGCAAUCACACCCUUUUUCAGUAAUGAAAUCAAUGAGAGAAGGUGAAAGAGAUUGUCAUGCUCUUGUGUUCAAGACUCAUAAAGGUAUCACUGGGAAAAUUCAAAAUUAUCUUGUACAGAAAGCACAAAGAUCAGUUGUUGUUGAUGUUUUGACUGAAGGCCCAUAUGGACAUCAAAUCCCAUUAAGAAACCACCAUCAAUAUGUUUUCAUAAGUGGAGGUGUUGGAUUUUCACCAUGCUAUUCCCAAGCUGUUGAUAUCAUUGAAAAAAAUCAAUUCAAUGGGAAUCAAAAAUCGAUUAAAUUCAUUUGGGUUGUUGAAAAUUUGGAAUAUUAUAAUCUAUUUGAGCAAGAUAUGGAAUUCUUAAUUGAAAAUGGUGUUGAACUACAUGUUAUUGUGACAAAUACUAGAUCUAGGGAAACUACUCCAGAAUAUGCUACUUUAUUGGAUGGAUCUUCCAUUGAAAAAGAAUCCAAAGAUUCAUUAGUGCAUUUGAAUGUCUUGAAUGCAAGACCAAAGAUCUCUGAAUUGGUGAACAAGACAGACUUGUCAGUUUCAACUUGUUUUGUGGGUAGUGGUCCUCAAGAUUUCACCAAUGAUAUGAGAGCAGCUGUUUGUGAGUUAAUCAAAGAUGCAAAAGUUAGAAUUGAUUUCUACGAGGAAUCCUUCUCCAUGUGACUUAUGAAUUAUUGGUAUUGUUAU
Molecule: messenger RNA, 2126 nt
Organism: Hansenula anomala
Lineage: Eukaryota; Fungi; Ascomycota; Saccharomycetes; Phaffomycetales; Wickerhamomycetaceae
Gene: FRE1
Product: ferric/cupric-chelate reductase
Exons: 1
Coding region: 6-2102 (698 amino acids)
Biological process (GO): iron ion transport; copper ion import; intracellular iron ion homeostasis
Cellular component (GO): plasma membrane
Molecular function (GO): ferric-chelate reductase activity
Source: RefSeq, a predicted model, not a curated record